AUGACUCAGCUUAAUGAACUGGAGAGCCUACGCACCAGGGUGAAGCUACUCGAGGAGCAGAUACGUUCUUUAGGACACGAGCCAAUUGAAAUACCUACGUUCAAUGUGUCUGAGCUAGGUCCUAAAGAGGGUGAACUUGCGUUGGAUGAGUAUGUCCGCUACGGCCGUCAGAUGAUACUGCCUGGGUUCGGCUUGCCUUCUCAACUAGCUCUUCGCAACUCUUCUAUACUUGUACUAGGAGCCGGAGGACUUGGAUGUCCCGCCCUCAUGUAUCUUGCCUCUGCUGGAACUUUGCCGGUCGUGUUUGCUCCGAAUGUGCGCUUCCAUGCUGUAUUGGAUUGCACCGACACACCUUCCACACGCUAUCUACUUUCGGACGUGACCACUCGCUUGGGAAUUCCGUUAAUAUCGGGAGCUGCACAACGAACCGAUGGACAAUUGGUAGUUUAUAACCUUCCCCCUUCUGCACCCCUGGAUCCUCGAAAUGCAAAGAAUCACACAGAUCCGACUGUUAAUGCUACUGAAAUAACAAACACUGUCGGCCCUUGUAUGCGCUGCAUUUUUCCAUCCGUGUCUAGGACCGGUGCUGGCGCAGAAAGAUGCUCGGAUGUCGGUGUAUUAGGGCCUGUGGUUGGGGUAAUAGGUGUGCUUAUGGCACUCGAGACUAUUAAAAUCUUGACCGGGUUUGGGAUAGAAGAGUGCCAGCUCCAUACGCCUUCGAUGCUCUUAUUCACUGGCCUUUCCCCCCGACCAUUCAGGAAUAUCAAAUUGCGACCUCGCCAAUCAAAGUGCCCAGGAUGUUCGACAGGCUCACCGCAAGGUUUACCAGUGCCGGAACUCAUGGCCGAUCUUGCAUCGCUCCAAGACAGUUACUAUCAAUAUUGUGAUGUAGAUUCACACCUACCCAAUGAUCCAAUCUUGACCGGAGCACGGAGAGGAGAGCCUGGUAUGAGGGUGAAGGCUUCGGUUCUCAGAGAUGCUUUAGUGUCUGCUGCGGCAAGCUCCACUGCAUCACCACAAUUAUUGACACACGACCACCUACAGAAUUUGGUAUCUGUUCCAUUCCUGGGUCUGUCAAUUACGCACAACUUCGAUUUUAAUGAAUGCCAAUAUUCCGACGCCGCAGCUGGUUUCGUUAACUAUGAAAUCAAUGUUGCGGAUGAGGUCAAAUUAGCGACAUCUUUAGCUCGCUAA
Molecule: messenger RNA, 1194 nt
Organism: Rhizoctonia solani
Lineage: Eukaryota; Fungi; Basidiomycota; Agaricomycetes; Cantharellales; Ceratobasidiaceae
Product: adenylyltransferase and sulfurtransferase MOCS3/UBA4
Exons: 6
Coding region: 1-1194 (397 amino acids)
Biological process (GO): protein urmylation; tRNA wobble position uridine thiolation
Cellular component (GO): cytoplasm
Molecular function (GO): nucleotidyltransferase activity; URM1 activating enzyme activity; thiosulfate-cyanide sulfurtransferase activity
Source: RefSeq, a predicted model, not a curated record